Molecule: messenger RNA, 1509 nt
Organism: Ochlerotatus camptorhynchus
Lineage: Eukaryota; Metazoa; Arthropoda; Insecta; Diptera; Culicidae
Product: cytochrome P450 4C1-like
Exons: 5
Coding region: 1-1509 (502 amino acids)
Molecular function (GO): iron ion binding; oxidoreductase activity, acting on paired donors, with incorporation or reduction of molecular oxygen; monooxygenase activity
Source: RefSeq, a predicted model, not a curated record
AUGUGGUGGAAUUCCUUCUUCACGUACUUAUGUGCAAGUGCAAUUCUGGUGCUUGUGUACCUGCGAUGGACCCGAAGGAAAAUGUAUGCCACUUUGGCUAACAUGUCUGGCCCCAGAAAGCUGCCACUGAUUGGGCAUGCCCAUAAGUUUUUCGGAGCUAGACCAGGAGUAAUCGCUAACACACUCCAGUAUUUCGGAAGCUUCCCCUCUCCGGUGUGUAUCUACAUGGGACCUUUGCCCCAUGUGACCAUUUUCGAUCCCGAACAGCUCCAGGUGCUUCUGCAUUCUCAGAACUGCCUUGAUAAAUCCAUUCAGUACUCAUUUCUACGGGUUUCCCGAACGAUGAUAAGUGCACCCGCUCACUUGUGGAGGGGACAAAGGAAAGCUCUGAAUCCUUCGUUCGGACCUGUCAUUCUCAACAAUUUCAUUCCGAUCUUUAACGAGAAAUGUGCCAUCCUGACUGGAUUGCUUGAGCAGCACGUUGGGAAACCAGAACGCAACUUCACCCGAGACAUUUGCAAGUUCACUCUAGAUCAAAUCUAUGCAACCGCAUUUGGAUGUGACUUCCACAUGCAAGUCUCUCCGGAUGGAGAACGCUCCCUGGAUCUGCUGGAAGCAUACAUAAAGCUUAUGGUAGCGAGGUUCUUCACAGUGUGGAAGUACCCGGAAUUCAUCUACCGCAUGACAAAAUCGUACAAAAGAGAGCAAGAAAUUCUUAAAACCUAUCACGAUACAAUCAUUAUGAAAUUGAUACGAGCGAUAAAUUUUGAAGAACAGUUGACCAAGUCCAACGAUAAUCUCACAAAUGAAGACAUCGGUACCAAAAAACCGCAAAUUUUCAUCGACCGUCUUCUGCAACUGAUGCGAGAGGGCGAUCAAGUGUCCAGGGAAGACAUCUUUCAGCAAAUUGAUAUGAUUCUGUUCGCGGGUAAUGACACAACGGCCAAAACGACUAGCUUCAUCUUGCUCAUGUUGGCAAUGUUCCCGGAAGUGCAGGAGCGGUGCUAUCAGGAGAUCGUAGAAGUCUGUCCGGGGGAAGAUCAAAUAGUUUCGGCUGAAGAUGCCGCACACCUUACCUACCUGGAAAUGGUAUGCAAAGAGACGAUGAGACUGUUCCCCGUCGGUGCCAUACUGGCUCGGGUAACGACAGCUGACAUCAAGUUGGACGAUAAAUACACCAUUCCGGCCAACUGUACCGUAAUCAUGGGCGUCUAUCAAAUCCACCGGGACCCGAAAAUAUGGGGUCCAAACGCCGACAAGUUCGAUCCGGACAACUUUCUUCCAGAAAAUGCGGCUAAGCGACAUCCCUACGCCUUUCUUCCGUUCAGCGGAGGCCCACGGAAUUGCGUCGGAAUGCGCUAUGCGUGGUUAUCGCUGAAAAUCGUAGUCGUCCAUAUGUUGAGAAAAUAUCGUCUGAGGACUUCACUCACUAUGGACCAGAUUCGGAUCAAGUACGGCAUCAUACUGAACAUCGCGAAUGGUUGCAUGCUAACGCUGGAAAGACGGUAG